Molecule: messenger RNA, 1252 nt
Organism: Clunio marinus
Lineage: Eukaryota; Metazoa; Arthropoda; Insecta; Diptera; Chironomidae
Source: the annotation of a GenBank genome assembly
AAAUAAUCUUAUUAAGUCUUUCCUAAAAUCAUUUCAGUUUAUCUCCGACCGCUCUAUCUGAUUGAAGUGAAGUUCAGCUGAAACUUUCAGGACGAUUAAUCGAAAUAGAAAUUAGUGAAUUUUCAUAGAAUUUUUACGAAGCCAUUAGGAAUCAAAAAAAUAUAAUUCAAAAUGGUCCUUUACGAUUUCGAGUUUUACACCAAUCGCCCACCCUUCUACACUAGACCGAGAGCGUAUUUCUCGCCUUAUUCGCCAUAUAGCUUCUGGUAUGACAGCAAAUAUUUCAAUUCAUACAAAUAUUAUACUCCUUACCGUUCAACACCGGCUUACUCGAAGGUUGCCAGCUACUACACUCUCCCAUACAGAUAUCGCUUCGCUCCUUCUUAUAGCUAUAUUCCAUCUUAUUAUGGACCAAGCGAUUUUGAGCGAAAAUUACGAGAAACUUCUGUUGUUCCCACCGAAUCAGAAAAGUAUGUCUAUAAAUAUGGACUGAAUUUCGAUUCAACAGCCAAGGAAAUUCGUGAUUCUACAUCAAGAUUGUUACGUGAGAUUCACCAAAGUGUACCCCGUGCUACAAGCGUCCCACGCUUCACACCACGAGCAUCAAGCUUGGAACCAUUGCGUGAAUAUGACGAAGAACUUGACUCCCUUAGCAACUUAAGAUACCAAAGAGCUGUCAGUCAAGCAAGAUUGCUUAGAGAGGAACCAUACUACAGAACGCCAAGAGCAUUUUCCUUGGCGCGUGAUGUAUGGUACUAACUCUUUUUUUACAAAAAGGCUCGCAAUGGUGUGAAAAAUUCGUCUAACUAUUUGUGAAACGAUGAUCUACCGUACACUCUGUUGGUCAACGUGAAACAGAUGAAGUCAACAUCAGAAUAUGUAUAUAACCAUCCCAAAAGCGAAGCCAAUGCUAUCUGAAUUUAAUUAAAUUUUUUUUAAUUUUUAUUAAUUUAUUUUGUAAUUAUUCUUCAAAAUUUAAUUAUUAUACAUCUCCAUAUAUAAAANNNNAUAAUAUGAUAUAUAUGUGUAUAUAUAUAUAUAUAUAUAUUUUGCUUUCGAAUUUGACCGCAGUUUAUUUAAUUUUGUAUUUAUUGCCUAAACGAAAUAAAUAUUUUUAUUGCUUUCAGAAUUUUGAAAUGAAGACAUUUAUCAAUUCGUUUUCAAUCUCCUUCAAAUAAUUCUAUCAUUUACUGUCGCAAAAUGAUUAAAAAUAAAUUAGAUCCCUUCAGUCAUAUUGAGAAAUUAUUGGCAU